AUCCAUCCUUCUCAUUUGGCUGUAUUAUUUAGGGCUGUAAAGUGGUUAAGUCGUUAAGUUGUUGGCGUGAUUUUUGCUUCUUCUGUUUAUUUAAUUUUGCCUUCUUCCGGGCCCUGAUGAGCCCGAAAGUCACUUGAAAAAUGUUGACUACAUCUGAAGUUGAUCUGUGUGCCGUAUCGCCGUGUCCAGGUGUCCAGGUUCGGGCUUUUGCGAACGCCCGUAGGGAUGUUGACAUGUGAGCUCACCCGUGCGCCCGUGCUACGAUGAAGCCGCGAACAUGACUUAACAUCGCAAAUAUGAACGUGAUGUGGCCAGAUUACAGGCACGCUCUUGGGUUAUUUGUGUACUUAUCAGUAUGCCAGUUAAUCGUGUACUACUGGAACCACAAGGCCUGGCUUUACGAUCCAACUUCGUCUCUCGAGGACAGGUCGAGUUCCGCCUGGUGCCGCGGUUCGCAUCACACCGAAAGGACGUGUACUUUUAGAAACCUGUGCUUUCGAAGUGACACAGGGGAUUUUGUAUUCUUUCAUGGCGAGCGUACAACGAUGCUUGGGAAUCUGGACAGCGGACACAAUCCCGCGCUUGCGGAUUUGUCAUCCGUCAACGACCACGGUGCUUUUUAUUUUACGUUCGUCGACGCUCCUUUGGCAGCGCGGGCACAGUUUGAUGUUAAAGACAUACACACCGACACGAUUGUCAUGAGUCGCUUUAACCCAGAUAACUUGAUGCACGUGUUCCACGACGACCUCAUUCCAAUAUUUGCAACGGCUCGAGAACAUCGUGGCUGCAGCACCGGCGAAGAGGUGUCCAACUGCCUCGACAACUUGACAUUGUUUUUUACAGAUAAUAGGCCGAAAGGACCGUAUUGGUACCUCUAUCAAGUUCUUACGAAAGACCUGCUGUUGGUACCACCUUCCAAAACAACACAGCUGUACUGCUUCAACAAAGCGAUUGUGGGUUUGCAGAAACAGAGCACAUGGUACCAGUAUGGCUUUAGAAUGCCACAGGGACCUCUUGAAAGAAAUCUCCAAUCGGCCGGCAAGGAAAUUAAGCUGUUUACGAAAGAAUUCCUGAAAAUGCUCAACAUACAACCAUCUCUGUCGGUGGAGGCCGGUUAUGCCGUAAUUGUAUCGAGGAGCAGGAACAGACUGAUUUUGAACGAGGAGGAGCUGCUGGACAUGGUAAAAACGCACGCAGCUCUGGUGCCGGUCGUCGUAGACCUUGAGAGACAGGCUCUGUCCAAAGUCCUACAAUUGCUGGUGGGGGCCAAGUUGCUCGUUGCCAUGCAUGGUUCGGCCCUCAUUUUGUCCAUGUUCAUGAAGCCAGGUGGGGUAGUCUUGGAAAUGUUCCCUUACGGCAUAAAUCCCAACCAGUACACGCCUUACAAGACUCUGGCCACCUUGCCAGGGAUGAAUCUUGUCUACAAGUCCUGGAGGAACACGAACCUGAGCAACUCCGUUCCCCAUCCGGAGUACGAACCACACCUCGGAGGGAUAUUGCACCUCCCCGUCGAACAACGGGACAAGAUACUGCACAGCAGUCAAGUGCCGCUGCACCUGUGCUGUGAAAACCCAGAGUGGCUCUUUCGAAUCUACCAGGACACUAUCGUGGACUCGUCCAUCAUUCCAGUGCUCGUGCAGGUUAAAGCCACAAAGGCACUAGACAAUGAGGGUCCAACAAGGGCUAUGUCUCCGGGCCCAGUUUUAGAUAUCAAAUGUGCCAUAAAAGAACUGCCUCAAAAGCGUAGACUCCUACAUGUUUCUUGGGCAAAGCCAUGGAAUGUGGAGUUUGUUGGUUUUAGUAGCUGCAUGUAUGAAGUUUGGCUGCAAAGCGACAGUCGAGUGCAAACCUUCCGGGUUGAAUCUAUGAAGUACUCCAACCUUACGACAGAAAACGGGUUUCAGGUAUGGAUUAAAGCCAUCUGUGAUGGGAAUUCGGGACCUUUCAAUGUGUUUCCGGCCCACUGCAGGUUGUGAGAUAGUGUACCUUGCACAUGCUGUGGUUCCCGAUGUAUUGGCGUCUGGGUGAAAUCUCAGUGACACCCUCUUAUGGUUCCUGACUGCGACGUGAUGGCCAGGUUCUGUCUCAACGGUAAUGAUCCUGGCUACUUAUCAUCAGUUGCGAACGAGUUUGGUGGUGUGUGUAGAGAGCAUAGUGGGAAAAUUCCAACAUUACCCUUACUCUCGUGGAUCAAAGCAGAAUAAAUCCUUCUUAGCCCUUUGA
Messenger RNA from Ixodes scapularis (black-legged tick), 2223 nucleotides. RefSeq names its product protein O-linked-mannose beta-1,4-N-acetylglucosaminyltransferase 2. The coding region runs from base 297 to 1976 and encodes 559 amino acids. The transcript has a single exon. Gene Ontology annotation, cellular component: endoplasmic reticulum. Gene Ontology annotation, biological process: protein O-linked glycosylation via mannose. Lineage: Eukaryota; Metazoa; Arthropoda; Arachnida; Ixodida; Ixodidae. Gene Ontology annotation, molecular function: protein O-acetylglucosaminyltransferase activity. The record is from RefSeq and is a predicted model, not a curated record.